UACGUGGGGAUGUUUGCACACUGACGCGGAGCGGGCUGCACGUGGUUUACAAUCGCAGUGUGUGUUUGUGCAUAUAUCCGAAACUACGGGAAGUCGGGCGACGACGGCGGAAUCUCCGGUCGCGAGCCCCGUGUACGUGAAAUGCAUUUCACAAAGGCUGUCGCACAAACCCCAGUGAAGAGCGCGAGACCAUUUCAAACAGUCGCACGAGCGCAUAGCCACUGACGAAGGCGUUAUGCUCGUCGUUUUUCAGGAAUUUUCCGCGUCGGAAAUGUGCAGUUAUCACCGCAGCGACAGAGACACGCGGAUUACUGAACAGCGCGUGUGUCACCAUGCAGACGCGCCUCUACUGUGAAAGUUUGUGCUUCGUUUGGCACGAGCUGGACUAACCUCUCUGUACAACUGGAUUUCCGUGUCACUCGCGCCUUCGCAAUGAAGAGGCGGCAGAAGCGCGCGCUGCAGAUGGCCUUCUUGUUCAUGGCAGCGUUGAUCUUCCUGCCGAACGUGGGUCUGUGGUCACUGUACAGAGACAAGCACCUGCUGAAGACGCACGAGGCUGGCGAGGCUGGGGAACAGGGGUUCCAGCUUGGCCUGGGCGACGGGCACGUCUACAGCUGGACGGAUGGUUUGAGAAGGAGAGACUGGCAUGAUAACGACAGCAUCAGACGAGAUGAGCUGCGUACCGGUAAAGGAGAACAGGGAAAGGCGUUCCCACUUGCCGAGGAUGAGUGUGAUGACUCAGUGUACAAAGAGAACGGCUUUAAUAUCUACGUCAGCAACAACAUCGCCCUGGACCGCUCCCUUCCUGACAUCAGACACCCAAACUGUAAACAGAAGCUGUACCUGGAGAAUCUUCCCAACACAAGCAUCAUCAUUCCCUUCCAUAAUGAAGGAUGGAGUUCCCUGCUGCGCACCGUCCACAGUGUGGUGAACCGCACGCCCGACUGCCUCAUCGCUGAGAUCAUUCUUGUGGACGACCACAGUGACCGAGAGCACCUGGGCACUCGUCUGGAGGAAUACAUGUCCCGGUUUGCGAAGGUUCGGAUUGUGCGCACGAGGAAACGUGAGGGUCUGAUUCGCACACGUCUCCUGGGGGCGUCAGUGGCCAGAGGGGACGUGCUCACCUUCCUGGACUCCCACUGCGAGGCCAACGUCAACUGGCUUCCUCCGCUGCUCGAUCAGAUAGCCCAGAACUCUAGGACCAUCGUGUGCCCCAUGAUCGAUGUCAUUGACCAUAACCACUUCGGCUACGAGGCCCAGGCUGGCGAUGCCAUGCGGGGCGCCUUCGACUGGGAGAUGUAUUACAAACGUAUUCCCAUCCCCCCAGAGCUGCAGGGUGAUGACCCCAGCGACCCCUACCAGUCCCCUGUGAUGGCUGGGGGGCUAUUUGCUGUGAAUCGUCAGUGGUUCUGGGAGCUGGGGGGCUACGACACUGGCCUGGAGAUCUGGGGAGGAGAACAGUACGAGAUCUCCUUCAAGGUCUGGAUGUGCGGGGGCAGUAUGUAUGAUGUACCAUGCUCCAGAGUGGGUCAUAUCUACAGGAAGUACGUGCCAUACAAAGUGCCCUCAGGGACCAGCCUGGCCAGAAACCUGAAGCGAGUGGCAGAGACAUGGAUGGAUGAGUACACUGAAUUCAUCUACCAGCGCCGGCCCGAAUAUCGUCACCUCUCCACGGGAGACCUGACCACACAGAAGGAGCUUCGCAAACAUCUCAAAUGUAAAGACUUCAAAUGGUACAUGAAUGCAGUGGCCUGGGACCUGUCCAAGUACUACCCACCUGUGGAGCCUCCACCCGCAGCCUGGGGAGAGAUCCGCAGUGCUGCAUCUGGAAUGUGCGUCGACUCCAAACACGGCUCGACGGGCACAGAGCUGCGGCUGGACACCUGUCUGAAGGAGGGCGCUGAACGAAGCUGGGCGCACGAACAGAUCUUCACCUUUGGCUGGAGGGAGGACAUCAGGCCUGGAGACCCUCUGCACACCAGGAAGGUCUGCUUUGAUGCCAUCUCCCAGAACAGCCCCAUCACGCUGUACGACUGUCAUGGCAUGAAAGGCAACCAGCACUGGAGCUACCGCAGGGAUAAGUCUCUUUACCACCUGGUGAGCAGCGGUUGCAUGGACUGCAGCCCUGCUGAUAAGAGGAUUUUUAUGAACAAGUGCAAUCCGCAGUCAGAGACGCAGCAGUGGCUGUUCCAGAAAGUCAACUCCACCAUCCUGGACAAACUCAACAGUGCCACCAGUUCCUAGGAGCCUCAUAUGCAGCCAGCCAGUGAACUGGCUCCCAGAAUCCUUAGCGUGGAGCUAGCUGUACGUAGUGUCUGAGUGUGGCCCCCUACCCACGAGGCGCCAGAGCUAAUGAGGGAGGGAAGGCUCGUUAGCGAGGGAUUUGGGACAGAACCGAGCCUGGGAGAAGAUGGGGGAUACGCCCACACAGACACCUGUCAGGUGUAGGAGAACCUGUAUACAGCCAAGCUCCCUCUCUCUCUCUCUCUCUCUCUCUCUCUCUCUCUCUCUCCCUCUCUCCGUCU
This is a messenger RNA of Electrophorus electricus (electric eel), 2525 nucleotides long. It is a transcript of the gene galntl6, whose product is annotated as polypeptide N-acetylgalactosaminyltransferase like 6. The record is from RefSeq and is a predicted model, not a curated record. Gene Ontology annotation, molecular function: polypeptide N-acetylgalactosaminyltransferase activity. Lineage: Eukaryota; Metazoa; Chordata; Actinopteri; Gymnotiformes; Gymnotidae. Gene Ontology annotation, cellular component: Golgi apparatus. Gene Ontology annotation, biological process: protein O-linked glycosylation.